Mya arenaria is the source of this 1276-nucleotide messenger RNA. RefSeq names its product alpha-(1,3)-fucosyltransferase C-like. Lineage: Eukaryota; Metazoa; Mollusca; Bivalvia; Myida; Myidae. The record is from RefSeq and is a predicted model, not a curated record. Gene Ontology annotation, molecular function: alpha-(1->3)-fucosyltransferase activity. Gene Ontology annotation, cellular component: membrane. The coding region runs from base 12 to 1157 and encodes 381 amino acids. The transcript is spliced from 2 exons.
UUUUUAGGCUGAUGGUUGUUGUGAUGGUAAUAUGCAUUUUUAUCCUAACUAUGGUCAAUAACAGGACGUAUCAAUUUAUUCCAAAAACGAAUCUCCAUAGAAGUGAUGUCAAUCACCUGGAAUGUACAAGAGAGAAGUAUCAAAUCGUCAUUUACAAGCCAGUUCAGUGGCAUAUGCAAGGGCAGGUGCAGAAUUUAAACAUGACGUCAUGUACGUGGAACAACUGCGACGUAUUCGUGAUGACGUACCGCACCGACGGUCCGAUUGAGGCGGACGCCGUGAUUUUCCAGGGAAACAAGAUGAUAGAAACACGGCCAAGAAGACUUCAUUCGGACCAAGUGUUUGUGUUUUUUAAUAACGAACCGCCAUUUUAUGUACAUGAUAAAUCAAGUGUUAAAAUAAUGGAUGAAAAUGAUAAUUAUUUCAACUGGACAAUAACAUAUAAACGAGAGUCCGAUAUUUGGGCUCCAUACGGUGUUAUUUUGCCAAAGUCUCUAGACAAGGAUGUUUAUUUUAAACAAACUCAAUUGGGAGCUCGGUUUAAAGUUAAGAAUAUUCCUACAUUCAAUACAGAAGGAAUAGAACGUAAGAAUUAUAGUCAAAUUUACCAGUACAAAACUAGAAACGUAUUAUGGUUCGUAAGCCAUUGUUUUACAAGCUCCAGAAGAGAAAAAUACGUCGAACGAAUGAAAAACGUAACAAGUAUCAAGGUGUUUGGAAAAUGCGGCGUUUCUCGGUUGAAUGGAAACAUUUCGUUUGAACAGAAAUACAAGUUCUAUUUAGCCUUCGAAAACUGUCUCUGUGAUGACUAUAUAACAGAAAAGGUGUACCACUGGUAUUCAAAGGACAUCAUUCUCGUUGUGCGAGGAGGUGCGAAUUAUUCUGAACACCUACCGGAAGGAACGUACGUCAACGCUGCCGACUUCCGGACGCCCGAGGAUCUGGCUGAUUUCUUGAAUAAGCUUGGUUCGGACGAGGCGAGGUAUAUUGCAUAUCUGAAACGGAAGGAUAACUACGUGGUUUUCACGGAGCAAGAGAACGUACAGACGACUUUUUGUGAGCUUUGUUGGCGUCUGAACAACAAAGAACGGUUUCGGAAAUCUCAUGUGAACAUCUCAUCGUGGUGGUUUGGUAGCUGCCGGUCAGGAAAUGUGUAAUAAUUAAGCCUGGUGCACACACUUCCAAGUGUUGUAAUUGAGCCAUUCAUCAUUAAGAUCAGAACAUGUUAAAAACCACAGGACGCACCUACAAGGCAGUCUGAACCGCCCUGCAUGGU